Molecule: messenger RNA, 1527 nt
Organism: Diaporthe amygdali
Lineage: Eukaryota; Fungi; Ascomycota; Sordariomycetes; Diaporthales; Diaporthaceae
Product: HET-domain-containing protein
Exons: 4
Coding region: 1-1527 (508 amino acids)
Source: RefSeq, a predicted model, not a curated record
AUGCUUUGCGCACUCUGCCUCUCGAUGUUUUCCAGCGGGCGACACGCUGGAUUGCAUCAUGCGUGCAUCGAAGAUUUGGGAAAGGCCGCGAAAGGCGGUUGUAAGAUAUGCAGCGCACUCCUUCUGCGACGCUCUGAAUUAAGCCCAGACCCAGAGAAUGAAGAAACAGCCAUGCCUUUUCUCAGCUACAAGUGGGCUCCUGACGCCAACUUUAUUCCCUCCAAGAGCGGCAAUGGUUCGCGGCCACGUUGUUGGGAAAUACAGUUUGACUCAAAAGUUCGCUGGUUGAAUUGGGGUGAAAUGCCCUGGAACGCCAUCUACAUACACGUCUCCUACAAAAGUGAAGCAGUACCUGACUGGUACGCUAGACUUUCAGGACAUGCUGCGAGCGACCUCGAUUCAGAGCCGUGGAGAGUCAGAAGAGAAAUGUUCCCACUCAGGCGGAUUCCGGACAGUACUGGACACAAAAGCGUCUUGGAAAUUGGUAAAAUGUGGAUGGAAAAUUGUGAACGCUCGCAUAAUUGCGAGAUAUCGAACGGGCCAGUUGAUUCCGAAUGGUAUCCCAAACGUCUGAUCUACAUCCCUGAAGCGACUUCGCCCCGCCUGUUGGAAACGAGUUCAGAACGUCCUCACGGUCGUUACGCAACAUUGAGCCAUUGCUGGGGUUCAAAUCCAAGCUUCGUCACCUUGACAAGUGCGAACUUGAACCAUUUUCGCCGCGGGAUCCCCGUUGAUAUCCUUGCCAGCAGCUUUCGUGACGCAAUGGUUAUCUGCAAUCGGUUAUCCAUUCGAUAUAUAUGGAUAGACAGUCUUUGCAUUCUGCAAGAUUCCGAAUCAGAUUGGCUGUUCCAUACGGAAGAGAUGUCAUCGAUCUAUCGGAACUGUUACCUCAAUUUAUCUUUCGACGCCGCAGCAAAUCCCGAGCAAGGCGCGUUCAGGCAAAGGAAUCCCGACAUUAUCCAGGAAUGCUGCGCUUUUUCGGUAAUUCCAAGGGCCAGAGUCACUCCACGUAGCUCAGACAGCGAAGUGUCGGGAACUUCAUCCAACGAAGCCUUAUCUGACGAUUCCUUGAAGAGCAGUUCAGAUGAUGGGGAGAAUAGCAAUGAUGGCCCUGUUGAGGCGAGUUCUAGAGAGUCAGAACCAGCCAAUGCAGGAGAGUCUUUAAGGCGUCCGUUCAAUUGCUUCCCAGGUGGAAAGCCAGAUUGGAGUCCAUCAGACCAUUUUGGCCAGUGGGCGAACAUAGUCGGUGAGUACAGUGGAUGUCUACUCACAUAUCCAGAGAAGGACAAGCUCGUGGCCUUGGCAGCAGUAGCACAGCGUUAUGCUACUGUGUUUGGCGAGGAGUACUACGCUGGACACUUCCGAGUUACCAUACCUUCGGGUUUGGGAUUCAACCACUCUCUAAUCGACAUGGAGAGCGUGAUCGUGGUUCUGGUGGAUGAAUCACACAAAUAUGGUCCAGAAAAUAUCGAGAUGAGUGUUCCGACUUCUGGCAAGAUAUCAGAACAGUCCAUGUACUUGAGAUAG